UUUUCUCUUCUUCUCCAAGAAAACUGCUUCACAUCCAUUCCCAACUCUCUUUCUCUCUAAUUGCUUCUGCGUGACCCCUUGCUUUCUUUCUCGCCACGUUUUCUCUUUCUCUCGGUUUUACCCACAUGUAUAAUCCAACUUCAUUUCUUCUUUCCUUUUAUGGUGUACAUAUAACCUCCAAACACAUCCCCUAUUCAUUUAUUUGAUUGGUUUCGUUUCACGUCCCGUCUUAAUUCUGUAGAUAUACAUCCAACUUGGGCUUCUGUUCUUGGUUGUUUGAUUGGUUAUAGCAUUCUGUGCUUCUCUUACAGUUUGCGCGGUUUUAUUGUACCGUUUUGUGUUUCGACAAUAUGUUGCUUGAAAUCUGUCACAAUGGGUCCAGUCCACGGUUGAAAGUUGAUGAGAUUGGAACUUCAGCUUCGAACGAAUCCGUUAAGCAAGAGGCAAGCGAUGAAUCAGAUCAUAUGAGGGUCGAGAAUUCGGUCUGGGAGACCUCGAGCAACGAGGGAUCAACGGUUUCAGAUUGCGAGAGUGCUGUUUCUGGUAGCACUUAUGUGCGGCACCAGAUGUUCGAUGAAGGUUUUCUUAGACUCGUUGAAGGAGAGAGGGCUCAUGAUCUCAUUCGCAGAAGAUUCAUUCUGGGUUUGGGGACGCUUGGGGCGAAAACGGAGGUCGUUGCAAUCCAUAGAAAUGCUUGUUCUAGCGUUACGGCGCGAGCUCGAAUUCAAUCAUUUGAGGUUUAUAUGCGAGCUGAGGAAAAGCGUCGUGGUAAUGCCAAUGUGAAGUAUGCAUGGUAUGGGACUUCUGGCAAGGAAGAGGUACGAGAGAUUAUUUCCCAUGGUUUUUGUAAUGGCGGUAAAACUCAGAAUAAUGGACAUUUUGGUUGCGGAUUAUCUCUCUCUUCAGAUGAUUCUCCUAUGGAAAGUUUGAAAAGCUCUAAUGUUGACAAAGACGGUCUAAGGCACUCAUUACUAUGUCGCGUUAUUUUGGGGAGGCAGGAGCUUGUGCAUCCUGGUUCUGAGCAAUGCCAUCCUAGUUCUGACGAAUAUGAUUCAGGGGUGGACAGUCUUUCAGCUCCUAAGAAGUAUAUCAUUGGGUGUACCCGGAUGAAUUCUCAUAUUUUUCCGGAAUACGUUAUAAGUUUCAAGGUUCCUGGCAUGAAAGGGCUAACGAAGUUUGAAGAAACUUUAAAAACGCCAUCUUCCCCUUGGAUGCCAUUUCCAAGUCUAAUUUCUGUGCUCUCGAAGUUCUUGCCUCCAUCUACUAUUGCCUUGAUCUCCAAAUUCCACAAAGAUCACACAGAAAAGAAGAUUUCACGGCGUGAACUCAUACAAAAAGUAAGACAAAUAGCAGGAGACGAGUUGUUGAUUUCAGUCAUCAAAUCUUUCAGAGCAAGAUUAAAAUUACAUGACAAGUGCUGGUGCUCUACAUCUUGCAAUCUAUUUCAUGCUAUGAACUUAUAUCACACCGGAGUUGACAUGAUGCUCACUGACUCGGAAUCACUAAUAGAGAGAAGACACAAUCCGCUCGAGGGGUCACUGGUCACUGACUUGUUAACCGAUCUUCACCGUACGGCCUGGUUGAGGAGCAGCGUGACUCUUGAGGAUUUGAUAAAUGGUGAAUUUUUUCAGGUUCAGAUGAGGUCUUCUUCUGACAAGACCUCAUCUGCUGUAAAAGCCACAGAUUCGGCCCAUUGCUCACCAAGUUUCCUGUGUGCCUGUCUGACGACGCUAGCAAAUCCUUCCAAUGAUCAAACCAUUGUAACUGUAGGAAACAGUUUUGAUCUAGCAAUGGACUAUGUUGAUGAAGAAGACCAUGAAAUAGAUAGAAGCAGGCCCAAACGUAUAAUUUGGAUGUGUCGGCCAAUCUGA
Molecule: messenger RNA, 1871 nt
Organism: Prosopis cineraria
Lineage: Eukaryota; Viridiplantae; Streptophyta; Magnoliopsida; Fabales; Fabaceae
Product: probable inactive poly [ADP-ribose] polymerase SRO5
Exons: 8
Coding region: 351-1871 (506 amino acids)
Molecular function (GO): NAD+ poly-ADP-ribosyltransferase activity
Source: RefSeq, a predicted model, not a curated record